AUGACCACUGCACCUGCAGCAGAAUUAACAUACGAACAAAAGGAUGAAUUAAAGCGAAUCGCUGCUGCAAUACUAGUCCCAGGAAAGGGUAUAUUAGCUGCUGAUGAGAGUAACGGAAGUAUGGACAAGAAAUUGAAACCAAUUGGGUUGGAGAAUAACGAGGAGAAUCGUCGCCAGUAUCGUCAGGUGGAUAAAGGGCUGGAGCCGAUACCUGGAACGGAUGGUGAGAUGACCACUAAAGGACUCGAGGAUUUGGAUGCUCGCUGUGCUAAAUAUAAAAAGGAUGGUGCACAAUUUGCAAAAUGGCGUUGUGUCCACAAACUUAGUGCUACAACACCGAGUGUUAAAGCAUUAGAGGAAGUUGCGAAGGUUAUCAUCGCAUAUUGCAUAUCUUGA
Molecule: messenger RNA, 396 nt
Organism: Anisakis simplex (herring worm)
Lineage: Eukaryota; Metazoa; Nematoda; Chromadorea; Rhabditida; Anisakidae
Source: the annotation of a GenBank genome assembly